Molecule: messenger RNA, 354 nt
Organism: Fusarium vanettenii 77-13-4
Lineage: Eukaryota; Fungi; Ascomycota; Sordariomycetes; Hypocreales; Nectriaceae
Exons: 18
Coding region: 1-354 (117 amino acids)
Source: RefSeq, a predicted model, not a curated record
AUGGCAGAAGUCGAUAAAUACUGGCAUGAGACAUACUUCUGCUGGAUUGGCGCGUUUAAGAGAGAAGACGGCUUCUACUUUAAGGUGUAUUCCCCUGUUAUUAUGCUCGAAUUCGAUCACUAUUCUGGGGUGUUUCUAAAUAAUGCGCUUCUACUCCCGUUUUAUAUCCAUACGCUAGUGAGAACGCCCAAUGGUAAUGAUUAUAGCAAGGAGCUCCUGCGAAGGUUAUAUUAUAGCUUAUAUAAUAUUUUAUUAUUAAAAUAUAUAUAUAUGGGUACCUUAAGGGGUAAGGGGGGGUAUAGGAUAUCUAUAAGCUAUAGGGUAUCUAUAAGUAAAAUACCUAUAGGGGAUUAA